CUUCUUGUUUUGGGAAUCCGUCUGCUAUCGCCAAUCCAGUGAGCGCCGUAGCUAUUCUCUCGUUCAAAUCGCGCGAAUAAGGAGAAUGGAAACACCCGCAGAAGGAGAGCGGCCAUGGCAAUCAUAUAACACAGUCUACACCAACGCUAAAGCAGGUAUGGAAGGAGUUGAUAAAGAGAAAGUGCAAAGAAUUGUUUAUGAAAUGAGCAAAGGGUCAAAAUAUUUUGAGAAUGAACAGAGGAAGGAGGCAUUCAUUAAGCAAAAGAUUGAAAGUCUGCGUGCUCAAGUUGAUAAACUUACAGACAAGGAUAUUUCUCAUUUUCAAAUGAUAGCUAAUAAAAGGAUCUUAGAAUUGGAAGCUUCGCGUGAUCUUUCAAAAAUUUGGCUGCAUACAGAUAUGGAUGCCUUUUAUGCUGCUGUGGAGUCGUUGGAGAAGCCAUCAUUGCAGGGAAAGCCUAUAGCAGUUGGUGGAUUGUCCAUGAUAUCCACUGCAAAUUAUGAGGCUCGUAAAUUUGGUGUUCGUGCAGCGAUGCCUGGCUUCAUUGCUUGUAAAUUAUGUCCAGAUCUAAUCUUUGUACCAACAAAUUUUGAAAAAUAUACUUUCUACAGUGAAUUGACAAGAAAAGUAUUUCGGAGAUAUGAUCCUGAAUUUAUUUCAACUAGUCUAGAUGAAGCUUACCUCAAUAUAACUGAUGUAUGCAUCAAUAGGGGCAUUAGCAGUGAUGAAGUAGCUGGUGAGCUCAGGAAUGCUAUUUUUGAGGAAACUGGUCUCACGUGCAGUGCUGGAGUGGCACCCAAUCUAAUGCUUGCGAAGGUUUGCUCAGACAUUAAUAAGCCCAACGGACAGUUCAUAUUACCAAAUGACAGGACGGCUAUCAUGACUUUUAUAUCGUCGCUUCCCAUUCGUAAGAUAGGGGGUAUCGGUAAGGUGACUGAACAUAUGUUUAGGGAUGUCCUUGGAAUCAAAACAUGUGAGGAUAUGCUGCAGAAGGGUGCUUUCCUUUGUGCGCUAUUUUUAAGUUCUUCAAGUG
Molecule: messenger RNA, 1031 nt
Organism: Phalaenopsis equestris
Lineage: Eukaryota; Viridiplantae; Streptophyta; Magnoliopsida; Asparagales; Orchidaceae
Product: DNA polymerase kappa
Biological process (GO): error-prone translesion synthesis
Cellular component (GO): nucleus
Molecular function (GO): damaged DNA binding; DNA-directed DNA polymerase activity
Source: RefSeq, a predicted model, not a curated record